AUGGCUACCACCUAUUUACAACCAGAAGUGAGUGUUUCCAAUGAUGGAGACAAGAUUUUAUGCAAAGAUCAUGGACUCGAAAAGUGCAACAAAUGUCAAGUGGACUGGACAGAACACAAUUUGCUGGCUGCUACUUUAAAGCACGUAAAGGACUUACCACCCCCUAACGCGCCUAAUCCCACUCGCAAUGCUCAAGUCACCAGACUCAAGGAAGAAGGCAACAAAUACUUCAAGCAAAACAACUAUACAGAAUCUAUUCGCUUUUAUACCAUGGCUGUCGAUCUAUCUUGGUCUCGCCCACUUUGGGAACCUUUGGCUUUCCAAUAUGUUCGGGAAGAAUUGGCUCCUGUUCUCAGCAACAGAUCUGCUGCUCACUUGUCACUUCAAAACUACGUGGAUGCAUAUGUUGAUGCGGAAAUGGUCACUCGUUUAAAACGUGAAUGGAGCAAAGGAUGGUUUAGAAAAGGUAAAGCUUUGGUUGGUCUCGGUAGAGUUGAAGAAGCUGCUGAAGCUUUUCAAACUGGUUUGAGAUUUGAUCAUGAGAGUGAGGAACUCAAGAAGGCUUUGUUCGAAAUUGGGCAUUAA
This is a messenger RNA of Mucor velutinosus, 585 nucleotides long. RefSeq names its product ARF-binding protein. NCBI's taxonomy places the organism in Eukaryota, Fungi, Mucoromycota, Mucoromycetes, Mucorales, Mucoraceae. The record is from RefSeq and is a predicted model, not a curated record. The transcript has a single exon. Gene Ontology annotation, molecular function: Hsp90 protein binding. The coding region runs from base 1 to 585 and encodes 194 amino acids.